This is a messenger RNA of Spizellomyces punctatus DAOM BR117, 755 nucleotides long. RefSeq lists its product as uncharacterized. The transcript has a single exon. The record is from RefSeq and is a predicted model, not a curated record. Lineage: Eukaryota; Fungi; Chytridiomycota; Chytridiomycetes; Spizellomycetales; Spizellomycetaceae. The coding region runs from base 131 to 670 and encodes 179 amino acids.
GUCAUCUUAGAUGUAUCACCCACCGAGUCAAUACAAAGUUUGACUAAUGUCUUAACUCCGCCCUUUUUCUUCCAGGUCUCCUUUCCAAACCCCAUUUCACCAGGAACUUUCAGCCAGACGACGAGACAGUAUGACAACGUCAACGACAUUACCAUUGGAGUUAGUACUGAACAUUGCGCACCACGCACCGCUAUCAACACUCGCCUCAUUGCACAAGACGUGUUAUACCCUACAUGCGCACCUUCCUAGCCCCCAAUCUGUCUUGCAGCAACACUUUGACAGGCUACUCCGAACGUCAAAAACCAUUCACGAAGCACUGGGGCGUGCCCUUGUGGACAACACCUGGGAGCCAGGACCCCGAAGAACGCUCUUGAAGCUACUGGUGCAACACGGUGGUCAAUGGGAGCGUGCCUUUGCUCACUUGUGGCAUGCGGACAAAGCACUGCUGAUUCAGUUUGGUGGGAGCAUGCAUAGUAUUCAGGAAAUUCAUUUAUGGGAUCUGCAAACAAGGACGCUGAAAGGCGUCUGUAGCGAGUUUGCUGAAAUCAAGGACGUGGACAUGGUCAAGAGUUUUGUCCCCGCGUUGGGAUUGUUUGAAGUCGCGGCAUUGACGGGUUUGCCAGAGUUGGUCAAGGAAGCAAGUGAAAUGUGGAGGGAAUGGAGGGAAUAAUGGUAGCAGGUAGCAAACAUUUCUUGUAAAUAGUUUUUUUUUUUUUUGGUUACUGUACAUGCAAUGUGAAAAGGAUAUAUUUGAC